Molecule: messenger RNA, 2928 nt
Organism: Penicillium diatomitis
Lineage: Eukaryota; Fungi; Ascomycota; Eurotiomycetes; Eurotiales; Aspergillaceae
Product: phosphatidylethanolamine N-methyltransferase
Exons: 4
Coding region: 1-2928 (975 amino acids)
Biological process (GO): phosphatidylcholine biosynthetic process
Molecular function (GO): phosphatidylethanolamine N-methyltransferase activity
Source: RefSeq, a predicted model, not a curated record
AUGGACCAGGGCCGUUCAACCAGUGCCCAGCAACCCAAUGGCUUGCGCGAAAGAAUUGUCGCUCGCUCUGAUUCAACUACGGGUAGCGAGCCUUUAAUUGCGACCGGCGAGAUGGAGGCCGCAAAGGACGAGCUAGGAAAGGACAAGAAGACCUUCGGUCGAACUCCAGACGGAACGGUCUUCACAGUGCCUCAAACGCAUGAUAUGGUCUCUCAGCUUCUAUCGCCGUCAGAGCCUAAGAAUGUGGGCGACUUGGUGGUGAUCGCUCUUCUAGCCAUCCACAUCCUCCUCCUCUGGUACCUGCCCGCCAGCGCCAAAGUACCUGUCUUCGCAUUCAUUUACUUGUUCUGGCGGGCCGCGUACAAUGCAGGCAUCGGAUGGCUUCUGCACAACCAAUCCCACCACAAGACUUUGAUUCGCUGGGCAGAGAAGACCAAACUAUUUGUGAACCCGGCCACUGGAAAGAAUCCGCAUCCAGCAUUGUACAAAUGGGUCAAGAAGGAACUGGAGGCCAAGAUUCCCAAAGACUACUCGUUCGACAGUGCUCCUCUUGAAUACAAUACCUGGCUCGUCUUUAGACGUCUCGUGGACUUGAUCCUAAUGUGUGACUUCGUGUCAUACUGUCUAUUUGCGAUCGCAUGUGGUCACCGUCCCGUGGACGAGAGCAUCGUCAUGACUGUCCUUCGUUGGACCGCCGGCAUUGCUCUUGUCCUGUUUAAUCUUUGGGUGAAGCUGGACGCACACCGGGUAGUCAAGGACUACGCUUGGUACUGGGGAGACUUUUUUUAUCUCAUCGACCAAGAACUGACCUUUGACGGUGUCUUUGAGAUGGCUCCUCACCCAAUGUACUCGGUUGGUUAUGCCGGGUAUUACGGAAUCUCUUUGAUGGCAGCCAGCUACAAGGUCUUAUUCAUCUCUAUUCUUGCCCAUGCAGCUCAAUUCGCCUUUCUUGUCCUCGUCGAGAACCCGCACAUCGACCGGACCUACAACCCGCCCCCACCCCGAAAGCGAUCUGUGUGCGUGGACACGCCAUCAAGCCUAUCUUCAGACCCGGACACACCGAGAGCGCCUACUCCGUCCGAGGAUCUCACUCCCAAUGCGACCUCUUUGUACUCGGCCAAGCCGCCGCCCUCGGUUCAUAACAUGCUCGGUCUUCACAACAUGGACCUGUAUAGAACUACGGAUUCCUCAAUUCUGCUGGUUCAGCUGCUAGUUUUUGCCAUCACCGCUCUGACACCGUCGACCUGGCGGUACCAGCUCCUCUUCGUGGCGAAUGCUAUUGUAUGGCGACUGUGGUACUCUGUAGGCCUUGGGCUCUUGCUCAACAAGCAGUCUCGUGAUAAAGCUUGGACUCGACAUUUCCUGAAAUUUGGCGAGACCCCCGUCGAGGCAUGGAACCAAUGGAAGGGCACUUACCAUCUCAGUAUGAUCAUGUGCUACGCGAGCUUCAUCGCUGCCGCCUGGAAAAUGUACACUUUUCCGUCCGAUUGGGGUUAUGGCUUGGUUCUCUUCCGCCAUGUUCUCGGUGCCGGGCUGAUCAGUUUGCAAAUCUGGACGUCGGUCAGCAUCUACGACUCUCUGGGCGAGUUUGGCUGGUUUUACGGAGACUUCUUUUUCGAUGCCUCGUCCAAGCUCACCUAUGACGGGAUCUAUCGCUUUUUGAACAACCCCGAGCGAGUGCUGGGUCUGGCCGGCGUCUGGGGUGCCGUACUGAUCACCAGCAGCGCGGCGAUUACGUUCCUGGCAGUUCUCAGCCACAUUCUGAGCUUGGCAUUCAUUCAGUUUGUCGAGCGACCUCACAUGCAGAAGCUCUACGGACGAAGUCUCCGCCAGGACGGUGGAGUGGUCAAGAAUCUCAAAAAGUCUCUGCCACCCUCAUUGAAACAGCUGCAUGGAAGUGUUGACAAGAUCUUCGACGACUCGUUUGAAUUUGUUGAGGAACUCCUCGAGAACGCUCGACCUAAGCUUGCAGCCGGUGUCAACACCUUCGUCAAGGACACCACUGCUUUGUUCCAGAAAUAUCCUGCUCGCAUUACUAUUUCCCGCAUCGACGCUGAUCUUGCUGGCCUGAAUGUAGCCGACUACACCCUGUUAGUUGAAGGUACGGAUGCCAAAGCCUUGGACGAGAGUGAGCUAGGCAAGGGUCGCGAGGGUGAAAAUGCGCGCAUGCCACUAGACCGUCGCGGAGACCUCAAGAAUUUGACUUUCGAAUAUGGCGCACCGAUCAAGGUCAAAUGGACCGCCCCUCUGAAUCACAGCAAGAAGGACUGGGUUGGUCUGUACAAGGUAACUGACAACACUUCGCGUGAGGUCACACGUGUAUCGUCUCAGGGCCGAUGGAUCGCCACCAAUGAGGGUGUCUACGACAACACCACGUGCGAACGAGGGAUCAUUGUCAGCGAUGUGGUCCGGCAAUCCGAGGAACAGAAUGGUCGCAAGGGUCACGACAUCGCCACAGGUGAAAUCGUGUUCUCUGGAGACAAACUCUUCUGGACGCAGGGCACCUUUGAGCUUCGAUACCACCACAAUGGCAUGCAUAACGUCAUGGCCCUUUCCCGACCAUUUGAGAUUCGAAUUCGUCGCUUUGAUGAAGAUGAUGCAUUGGUGGAAAAUGACGUCGUGCAGACGGCCGUCGAGAAUGCUCUGCUUCCAGUUGUCCGCAAUUGCUUCGACCGUGAUCCUGAGAUUGCCCCGGAAAACGUUGAAGAGCAAUUUGGUAGCCUAGUUGAGCGAGACGGCAAAUUUGCCAACAGGGUGGUUUUCGCUGUGCACCAAAUGUUUGGUGUCGAGCUCGCGCCCGAGGUAGUCAAAGCCGAUGGGAAUGUGAGAAACCUUGCUUGGAGGAUAUACAAUGCGAAGAAGGUUCUUGCCCCCUACAGCAUGUCUCGGUCCAAUGGCACAACAACACCGAUUGAGAGCAAGUCAUAG